Molecule: messenger RNA, 657 nt
Organism: Ustilaginoidea virens
Lineage: Eukaryota; Fungi; Ascomycota; Sordariomycetes; Hypocreales; Clavicipitaceae
Exons: 2
Coding region: 1-657 (218 amino acids)
Biological process (GO): maturation of SSU-rRNA from tricistronic rRNA transcript (SSU-rRNA, 5.8S rRNA, LSU-rRNA)
Cellular component (GO): nucleus
Source: RefSeq, a predicted model, not a curated record
AUGGCCUCCUCCAACGACGCGGCACAAUUACCACCAGCCGCCGAGCGCCAGGCCAGCUUUGAGCAAGCCGUCGCCUACUCCCUUCACCUCUGGCCUGCCCUGACCCUCGCCGUCCAAAACGGCUGGGGAGGCCCCGACUCUGCCGACAAGCGCGACUGGUUCGCCGGCGCCAUCGCGGACUUGUUCCCCGAGUUUUCCGACGCCGCCCCGAGCCAGCAGGCCCCGAGCGCGGGCGAGCCCGACGAGCAAGAUGUGGAGACGGUCCUGCUGCAGGUCAUGAUGGACGAGUUCGAGGUCAACACGGACGACGACUCUGCGCUCGAAGUCGCCGGCAACAUCGUCCGCGCGCGGGCCCAGUGCGCAGUCGGUCAGUUUGACGAGGUACGCAGGUUGGCAGAGCGCUUCUCCAAUCUCAAAGGCAGCAAGGUGGACUGCCUGUUCAAAAAGGCCGAUGACGCAGACCAGGAGACGGACUGGGAGUCGGAUGAUGAUGAUGUUGACGAAGAUGACGAAGACGACAACGUCGACGACGUCGGUGCUGGUGGUGCUGAUGUGGGCAUGGAUGAUGCGCCGGGGUCUGCUUCCGCGCAGAGAGAAAAGGGCCAACCCGAGGUCGAUGAAGACGGCUUCACCAAAGUCACUCACAAGAGGCGAUAG